This is a messenger RNA of Coprinopsis cinerea okayama7#130, 555 nucleotides long. RefSeq lists its product as hypothetical. Lineage: Eukaryota; Fungi; Basidiomycota; Agaricomycetes; Agaricales; Psathyrellaceae. The coding region runs from base 1 to 555 and encodes 184 amino acids. The record is from RefSeq and is a predicted model, not a curated record. The transcript is spliced from 4 exons.
AUGGUAUCGUCCACUCCCUCCCACUCCAUUUCCCACCUUUACGUCCUUAUCCUCACCAUAUACGCCGUCCUCUGCGUUUCUUACGCUACCGCUUCUUGUCUUCCUUGCACAAAUCCUAGCAAGAGAUUGGCUGAUCUCGGACUACUUGGGUUGGACGUGGAGGACGAAGCUGUUUCGGGUUCGGCUGAGGGAUCUGAGGCUCGAUCGGAGGGUGUGGUCAGGGAAUUUAAGCGCGAUGUGUAUUCGCCUCGAAUCACGCAUCCGACGAGUGGGAGUGUGUGGAAGGCUGGGCGAAAUGCUACUGUUACGUGGGAUCUGAGUGAUAUGCCGAGGAACGUUACGAAUCCGUAUGGGACGCUGAUUCUGGGAUACAUAUCCGACGACGACCAAUAUAACGAACACCUCGAUCUUCGUCACCCUCUCGCGCUCAAGUUCGAUAUCCGACACGGCAAUGUCACGUUCAGAGUCCCAAAGGUCAGUAGCAGGGCUGAUUAUGUAGUUAUUCUGUUUGGAGAUUCUGGGAAUCGUAGUCCAAAGUUCUCGAUCAAGGGUUAA